AUGAAUGAGGACGCAUUCGAGGUCCCGGAGAGGACCGAGUACCGCUACCUGGUCCAGGAGGAGGACGAGGAGGAGGUGCAGUAUGCCCGUCACAGACACUACAUCAGCCCCUUCCUGGUGCUCUCCAGACGCUGCAUCUUCUUCAUCUGCGUCGGCGUGCUCUCCCUGCUCGCCCUCGCCACCUACCUGGGCUACAUGGCCCAGACGCUGCCGCCGGGCGUCGCCCAGGUGGCGACGGACUGUGGAGAGUACAGAGGAAGACACAAAAAUGGAGCCUACUCCUUUAAGGGCAUGGCCUACGCCGCUCCGCCCAUUGGUGACCUGCGCUGGGCUCCUCCGGCUGACCCGGUGUGCAAGAGUGGGGUGAAGGACGCGGGCCGCUUCCGCAGCAUGUGCCCUCAGGUGCGUCCCAUGUCGAGCACGGGGAAGGUGAUGGGCCAGGAGGAUUGCCUCUUCGUCAACGUGUGGACGCCCACGCUGCGCCCCGACGCCAAGCUGCCCGUCAUGGUCUGGAUCCACGGAGGAUACCUGCACAUGCUCAGCGGGGGAGAGCCGGGCUACUCGCCCACAGAGAAGCUUGCCGCAGACACGGGGAUGGUUUACGUCAGCUUCAACUACAGACUCAACGCCUUCGGCUUCCUGGCGCUGGAGAUGCUGAGAGAAGGUUCUCCGAGAAACACCUCAGGGAACUAUGGCUUCCUGGACCAGAUCGCAGCUCUGAAGUGGGUCCAGAGGAACAUCCACUUGUUCGGAGGAGAUCCAGGGAAAGUCACCAUCUUCGGACAGAGCUCAGGUGGGACGUCGGUGUGGACCCUGAUGAUGUCCCCGCUGGCGAAGGGCCUCUUCCACGCGGCGGUGGACAUGAGCGGUUCGUACGUCUACAACGCGACGCUGGCGCAGGCCGAGUCCAGCAACCUGGUGUUCCUGAAGAAGACGGGCUGCAGCGACCCGACCUGCCUCAGGGGUCUUCCUGUCCGACAGGUGCUGCAGGCUGUGCCCUGGCAGGACUACCCCUCCUGGGCAGCAGAUGACGCGACAGAUCUCCCCACCAGAGGGCGCUUCGUCGGCCCCGUGGCGGUGGUGGACGGCUUCGUUCUGGAAGCUCCGCCUUUUGAGGUGUGGGAGAAGAAAGGAGACCACAGCGAUGUCCCGUUCGUCGUCGGGACGACGGAGCAGGAGGCGGACUUCAGUCCUCCGGCUGGAAACAUCUCCAUGUGGACCUGGGGGGACUACCAGUGGUUCGUGACAGAGAAACUCCGGUCCUUCAGCGAGAAUCUGACCACGGCGGCGUUGAACCUGUAUCCGUUCUCGUCCCGAUGCCCCACCAGAAACCGCUGUCCGGAGAGAAUGUACACCACCAUGGUGUCCGACAUCAGGGUCACCUGUCCCAACAACGACCUGGCCAGGAGGGCCGCAGCUGCUCUCGACAGCCCUGUGUAUCGCUACGUGGUGACGCACACGCCGUCCGGACCGGUCAACGUGUCUGGAGACGUGCUGCCGUUCCCCAGCCGCUUCUCCUUCCACUGCCUGGACGCCGUGGCUUUCUUCGGCGGCCUGGAGUCCGUCCUGGGGAAGCCGCUCUCUGACCACGACAAGAGCUUCCAGGAGCUCGUCACACGUCACCUCGUCGGCUUCGCUAAAACAGGUAAGAUGGGGAGCGAGUGGCCCGAGUACCCAGCAGCCAUUGCCCUCCUGUCCAACGAGCUGUGGUUGUCCCGGAACUACUCUGCCGCUCAGUGCGACCUGUGGAGGGAGAACGGCCUGUACGCCUACGCCUGGUCCAACUGAAGCUUCACCAACGCUUUGUGUCAACGCUGAGGUGAACUCACAUAGACCAGAUCCUGUGUCACCCGGCUCAAAUCCUGCAGCAGCCAUCUUUAAAAAGUCUAAAAACCAGACAGGAAGUAGAACAUUUUAUUGGUUUCGGAGUUAUUGUUUAUUGUUUUGGAGUAAAAACUGUCAUAUUUGUGUUUCAGUAACUCGUCUGACUUCAAGCGUCAGUUCAAAUUACAUCAAACUUAUUUUCCUGCUUCCUGUGAUGCAGGUGCUUUUGGUUUUAUUUGUACAGACAUUUAAUUUCUAAGGUAAGGUAAGUGAGAAGGUGUUUUUUGUUUAUGUUGUAAUUUGGGUGAAUUGACCCUUUAUCAGUCUGGCUGCUGAAGUCACUGGGAGUCUGUUGAAGGUGUGAAGGAAACAUGUCGACCAGUGCGACUGACAGUGAAUCACACGAUGAAGAAGAGAGAGUUAUUCCUGUGUCGGGUCAGAGUGAAGUGAGUCUGUAUGAAGAUCUCCGUCCAGAAUAUUUAGAUUUUUGAGUCGGCUGUUGAAUAUUAAUCUCAUCAUGUCUGGUAUUCUCCCGCCUCACAGGGAUCUGCUUCAGGGAUUCAUACACUCUUUAAAAGUUCAAAUUUUGUGUCUCAAUCUUGAAGAUUUCAGCUUCUGAGAAAUUCUGAAAUUAUGUACUUUUAUAUUGGAGCGUUGCCUGACCCAAGAUAUUCAGUGUAAUUAGAUUAAAUAUAACUUCAUUGAGGAACAUGCACCAGAACCAGAACCAGAACCAGGUUUAUUAUCAAGCAGGUUUUCACAUACGAGGAAUUAGCUUUGGUGUUUUGGUGCGAAACAAUAAACAAGAAGAAGAAAAAAGCAGGUCAGAUACUUUAAAAUGAACAGAAACAUUUUACGAUAAAAUAUUUAUAAUAAAAAUGCGAAACCAGACAACAGUAGCUAAUGAUCCAAAACUCUUGAAUUGAACCUGAAGCGGUUGGGGUUCCUGGGGGUCCAGGGUCCAGCAGGUAAUCAGGUUUUAUUGAUGUAACUGUGGCUUUUGGAGAAUUAACUCGUGGCCCCUGUUGGUCCCUGAACCCUGUUGUGGGAGCUGCCUUCAUGACCCGAUGUUGAACCGACCCUGACUUAAUAUAAUAUACUAGAUAAUGAGGUAAAUGUUGGACUGUUGACCUUCAGGUGCGGUUGUUUGACCUUAAAAGCACCUUAAGCGUCGUCAGGACGCGGCUUCACCUGGUUUCUAAUAUUCUUGACAUGGAAAAAAAAAAAAAAGCGGUUGACUAAAAGAAA
This is a messenger RNA of Seriola dumerili (greater amberjack), 3072 nucleotides long. RefSeq names its product para-nitrobenzyl esterase-like. The coding region runs from base 1 to 1788 and encodes 595 amino acids. The record is from RefSeq and is a predicted model, not a curated record. Lineage: Eukaryota; Metazoa; Chordata; Actinopteri; Carangiformes; Carangidae. The transcript has 9 exons.